CAAGAAAAAAGGGGAGAAAAUACGAAAAGAAAUAAGAUUGUUAAUCCCUAUAAAUAAGGUGUAAUCAAAUAGGAAGAACUUUCCGUGUUAAGAAGCAGAACAAUACUGCCUUUGCUAUAAAACCUUUUUCUAGUAUUCAACUAAACAACAAUACUACUCUUUAAUUUCAUUGCAAAAAACAAAAAAGAAAAAAAAAAUUGAAGCUUGGUGAUUCUCAGCUUUUCAACUAUGUCUCAGUCAUCGCAGACUAACUGGGAAGCCGAUAAAAUUUGCUUGGGUGACAGGUUGGAUGUAUAUAUACAUGAUUACUUUGUAAAGAGGAAGUUACAUGCUUCUGCUAAAGCUUUUCAGCAAGAGGGAAAAGUAUCUACAGACCCUGUUGCAAUUGAUGCUCCUGGCGGGUUUCUCUUCGAGUGGUGGUCGGUAUUUUGGGAUAUAUUCAUUGCAAGGACUAAUGAAAAACACUCAGAUGCUGCUGCUUCUUAUAUUGAGACUCAAAUGUCCAAAGCAAGGGAACAGCAACAACUGCAAAAAUCACAACAGCAGAUGCAUGUGCAGAUGAUGUUACAAAGGCAGGCACAACAACAGCAGCAGCAGCAACAACAACAACAACAGCAACAACAGCAUCAUCAACAGCAGCAGCAACAGCAUCAGCAGCAGCAACCGCGGAGAGAUGGAGGCCAACUUAUGAAUGGCAAUGCCAAUGGAAUUACAAAUUCUGAUCCUCAUAUGAGACAACCUGGAAGUGCUAGUGCUAUGGCUGCAAAGAUGUAUGAGGAUAAAUUAAAGCUGCCAAUUCAAAGAGAAGCAUCAGAUGACAUGAAGCAAAGGUUUGGGGAUAAUGUAGGCCAGCUCCUGGAUCCAAAUCAUGCGUCAAUGCUGAAAUCAGUUUCAAUUGGUGGCCAGCAUCAAGGGCAAAUGCAUGGGACUCCUGGAAGUAUGUCAGGGAAUCUUCCUCAGUAUCAUAGUCGGAGCCCACAACUUCCCCAUUCUAUACAAGACAUAAAACCUGAGAUGAAUCCCAUGAUUAGUGCUAGAGCGGGUGGUCCUCCUGGUCCAGAAGGGUCGUUGAUGGGUGUUCCUGGAUCAAAUCAAGGUGGUAACAAUUUGACAUUAAAAGGGUGGCCACUACCAAUGGGUAAUUUUGAUCCGCUGCGACCUGGGGUUCUUCCUCAGCAAAAAUCUGUGAAUCAGUCACCUCAGCCUAUGCAGCAUAUUCAGCUGCAGCAACACCUUCUCAUGCAAGCACAACAGAACCUGGCUUCCCCAUCAUCCAUGGAUCUCGAGACGAGAAGGAGAAUGAUUCUUAAUAACAACAGAAAUGUGAGUCUUGGGAAAGAUGGACAGCUAAAUAGCGUUGGCGAAGUUGUCCCAAACGUUGGUUCACCAGCACAAGCUGGUUGUCCAGUUUUGCCUCGAGGGGACUCUGAUAUGCUAAUGAAGCAACAGCAAUCAAACAACCAACCUAAACAACAAAAUCCUCAAAAUGCACUCUCUAGUCAGUCACCUCAGAUUUCUAACCAGCCUGAUAAAAUGGGCUCUGCCAGCAUGACAAUGGAUGCCAGUAUGCCUAAUUCAUUUCGGGGAAACGAUCAGCAGGCACCAAAAGGUCAAAUAGGGAGGAAGAGAAAGCAGCAGCCAAAUUCUUCAGGUCCUGCUAAUAGCUCAGGUACUGCAAAUACUGCAGGCCCUUCCCCCGGUUCAGCACCUUCUACACCAUCAGCGCACACACCAGGGGAUGUCAUGUCCAUGCCAAAUUUACCUCACAAUGGUUGUUCCUCGAAGCCCUCUCUUGUGUUUGGCUCUGAUAGUGUGGGUACACUCACAUCAGCCCCAAAUCAAAUGGCUGAAAUGAACCGCUUUGGUGAUGAAGCAACUUUGGAUGAUAAUGUCGAGUCAUUCUUGUCCCAUGAAGAGGUAGAUCCAAGGGAUAUGGGUCGUGGUAUGGAAGUCAGCAAAGGUUAUGUAUUCAAGGAACUGGCCCUUAUUCAAGCCAGUACGAGCAAAGUCAAUUGUUGUCACUUCUCCCCAGAUGGAAAGCUGCUUGCUACUGGUGGCCAUGAUAAAAAGGCUGUGUUGUGGUUUGCUGAUACUCAAAAACCAAAGUCCACUCUUGAGGAACAUACUCAUAUGAUAACAGAUGUUCGAUUUAGUCCAACAAAGUCACGGCUGGCAACAUCAUCUUUUGACAGAACUGUCAGGGUCUGGGAUAUUGAUAAUACUGGCUACUCGCUACGGAAUUUCACAGGUCACUCUACCUCUGUUAUGUCGUUAGACUUCCAUCCUACCAAAGAAGAUCUAAUGAUCUCUAAUGAUUCAAAUGGGGAGAUACGAGUUUGGAGUAUCAACAAUGGUAGUUGUCCUAAGGUUAUAGAGGGUGGAACAGUUCAGGUCAGAUAUCAGCCUCGUACUGGCAAGUUGCUUGCUGCUGUGUCAGAGCUGGUUGUCAACAUAAUUGAUAUGGACUCAUACAGAGUCGUAGAGCAACUACAGGGUCACUCUCAAAAAUUUCAUUCAGCCUGCUGGGAUCCUUCUGGUGAACUUCUUGCAUGUGUAAGUGAGGACAUGAUUAGAGUUUGGAGUGUUGGUUCUGGCAGCAGCAAAUGGCGAUGUGUGCACGAGCUUACCGGCACUGGCAACAAAUUCAACACUUGUGUUUUUCACCCUGUUUAUUCUUCUCUUUUGAUAAUAGGGUGUUACCAGAACUUGGAACUUUGGAAUAUGGCGGAGAACAAGACGAUGACAUUGGUAGCACACGAAGGACAGGUUACUUCAUUGGCUACAUCCGUCUCAGGGUUGGUUGCUUCUGCUAGUCAUGACAAGUGUGUAAAGCUCUGGAAGUGAUUGGGCUCACAUGUUUUUUUGGAAGACCCGAUAUUUUAUAGAGACUAGACCGACUUUGUUUCUAGAAACUUGUUCCUGGAACGUGUUUGAAAUUAACGAUAGAAAUCAUGUUUAUAUUCCUAUACUUAGAAUCGAAUUGUCUUUUGCUUAGUGAAUAGGAUUGGAUAGAACAUGCUUGUAUUUGUUUUUUCUUCUAGUGCUAACUCAGCAGUUGUAUGAUGAUACUAAACAAGCUGUCCCUUUUCAUUUCUAUAAAACGCAUAACUUGUUAUACUGAGUUGCA
Messenger RNA from Chenopodium quinoa (quinoa), 3127 nucleotides. RefSeq names its product transcriptional corepressor LEUNIG-like. Gene Ontology annotation, cellular component: nucleus. The record is from RefSeq and is a predicted model, not a curated record. Lineage: Eukaryota; Viridiplantae; Streptophyta; Magnoliopsida; Caryophyllales; Amaranthaceae. The transcript has 18 exons. Bases 229 to 2844 code for a protein of 871 amino acids. Gene Ontology annotation, molecular function: protein binding.